AUGAACGCAUUGGCAGUGGAAAUUGUAGAACUUAGUGUAUCAUUUCAGUGGUAUUGGCUAGGUCACUGGCCAGAGUGGCCUAUGAGCGCUGGCGCGUUAGAUUUCGCGGGUCCCGUCGACGCGGUUGCUCUUAGUCGCAUGCCACGCCUCACAUCCGUAACUCUGCACUCCUUGUCUCUUGCAACCCCAAACAGUCAGAAGGAGGCUGCUGAAGCUCGCAAAAUGCCCUCCGACAAUGAUUCGUCAGAUCUCUCGUCGCUCUCGUCCCUUUCACCGGUUCCAUCCGAUGAUGAGCUCGAUGCCGGCCACGACGGCGGAGCGCCGCCCAAGAAGGGUGGUAUUAUGAAGUUCUUCUCCAAGGUAUCGGAGCAAUCGCCUAGAUCGCCAUCGCCCCCCCCGAGGAAAAGAUCACCAUCACCCACGCACGAAUAUGUGCUCGCAGAUAAUCCUGACAUUGCUUUCAUUGUCAUGUUUAGAAGCCGAUUUACCGAUGCGCUGCCGAAAUCACUUGCGAAUUUUGGUCCUCAGGAGCUGGAACGCGAUGUUGUUGAGCCCAUCCCGGGAGAUCGCGCAGAGCACUUUCUGUGCGCGCUACUGGGGCUGCUGUUGAAUCGCAAACAGGACGUCAAACCUGGGCAUUACGGCAGGGCGCUGGAGGACGCGCUCGCGUCGCACAAGGGCCAGUGGCCGGCAUCAUGGGAGGACAAGAGCCCAUUGUCAGGUGGCGGUGGAUUCAACACUAUGAACCCUACAGAAAGACUGACCCUUCUCCGAACAUUAAUCCUCUGGACCAUGGCCUCCUCUGAUAGCGUCAAAUCCAUAAUAAAUCAAGCUUACAAGCAAAACCGACACGAGGAUGAUUUGAACCAACCCCGCGCAGUUCAACCCUGGGGAUCCGACGGCGAUAAAAGAAGGUACUUCUUAGUGGAGGGCCAAGAUGACACUGCUUUCCGCGUAUAUAGGGAAAGCAACCCUGCCGGAGCGAACCGUACAUGGUGGAGCGUUGCUGGUUCGAUUGAGGAAUUGAGGUCACUAGCUGAAAAGCUCAAUACGAAGGACGGUGGCCCCAAGGCAAAAAAGCUGAGCAACAAGAUGUCACAGGCGAUUCCUCGUUUCGAGGCUGGCGAAGAGAAGCGAAGGCGCCGGGAUUACCGCCUAUUGCGCAAGGAACAAUUCAAGAGACCAGAGCCUGGCUUUUCAAUGUACGAAGGCAGGACUCGUGGUAAGCGCGUCAAGUAUACAUACUCCGACGACGAAGAUAUAUUCUAUUCCGAUUCGACCAACCGCCGAUCUGCACGCAAUACCGGCGCGAACACUCCCGCAGAGACUGGCCCCCUCACAACAGCCAGUGGGCGUCAGAUUCGUGCACCUCCUCGAAUGGCGGCCGGCGAUGACAGCGCAGCUGCGAGCGUCCAAGAUGACUUCUCUGAGGCUGACCGAGAAGGUUCCGUUGGAGUGACCGGUAGAUCGCGGCGAUCAGCGGGAACUGGCACGGCAAAUGGUCGGGCUGAUACUAAUGGCCGUGGCCACAGCCUCAGGCACUCUAUGGACUCGGAAGACGCUGUGAGCGAGGCUGAUUAUGGGGACGACGAAGAAGAUGCGGAGGCACAAGUUCCGGAGGACGAGGACGAGGAAGAGUACGAGUUUGACGAUGAUGAAGUUAUGGUUGAUGACGAUAUUGAUGACAGCCCAAAGAGCCUGGUGGUCAAGCUGGCAAUCACGUCACCGAAUCUGAGAACUGCGCUCACCCCCAUUGAUCCGGUGCCAAAUGCACUACCCACUCCCGAGGUGGAGGACCGAAAACCGGCGCUGGCUGAGGCCUCAGCCAAUGCCGUCCUUGAUGUCGUCAUGAAAGACUCUCCCGCGCUUGAGGCCGAGAACGAAAAGAAGUCAGACCUGCUGGCUGAGAAGUCGGCAGAGCAACCGUCACACAAGUUGGAUGAUCAGGCUGAUCAACCCGAGCUAGGCACAGCGCCCGCCAGCUCAGUUGCUAUUUCUUCGGCGUCGCUUGCGUUUCGUGGCAGCCCCGAGAAGAAGCAUGUGAAGCCAGCUAUAUUGCCAGACAUUCUCAAAACACCUCAAUAA
Molecule: messenger RNA, 2085 nt
Organism: Cordyceps militaris CM01
Lineage: Eukaryota; Fungi; Ascomycota; Sordariomycetes; Hypocreales; Cordycipitaceae
Exons: 5
Coding region: 1-2085 (694 amino acids)
Source: RefSeq, a predicted model, not a curated record